AAUCUCAACAACAAAAAGAAGAGUCAGCUGUGCACCUGACAUCUCUUAUUUAAGUGUCUCCUACUUACAGCCACACACACUCUCUCUCUUCUACUUACACCUCACACUUGCUACAAAGAAGGAAAGUGUGUGGUGGUCCUACAUAUAUAGAGGAAAGACAUAACUAGCGUGAAGUCUGCCAUUACACAGCAAUGUUCGGUGCCUUGUCUUCCAACACUACUCAGGAUCAUAAUCGCCCUGAGCUUUAUGAAGAGGUUAAGCUUUAUACUAAUGCUCGGGAAAGAGAAAAGUAUGACAACCUUGCUGAGCUCUAUGCUGUUAUGAAUACUCUACAAUCUCUGGAGAAGAUGUACAUUAAGGAUGUGGUUCCACCCAAGGAGUACACAGCCUGGUGCAGCAAACUACUUGUUCAAUAUAAAGCUGCCUUUAAACUGGUACAGUGUGAUGAAUACCCUACAGUGGAAGCCUUUGUCAAAAAGUACAAGCUUGAUUGUCCAGCAGCUUUAGAUCGUAUACGUGAAGAUCGUCCAAUCACCAUUAAGGAUGACAAGGGCAAUACCAGCAAGUGCAUUGCUGAUAUAGUAUCUUUGUUCAUCACUGUCAUGGACAAACUGAGGUUAGGUAUCAAUGCAAAUGAUGAACUGCAGCCAGACUUGAAGGACCUCCUAGAAAACAUGACAAGACUGUCUGUGAUACCACAAGAUUUUGAAGGCCGAGCAAAAGUUAAGGAAUGGAUUGGGACUCUGGAAGGUAUGACAGCAGAUGAGACUUUGUCAGAAACUCAAGUUCGACAGAUGAUCUUUGAUUUGGAAUCGGCAUACAAUGCCUUUAAUCGACUCCUGCAGCACACUUAAGUUUUUGUACAUUCUUUCAAAAAUUAUCCUGGUUUCAGUUUUUUCAUAAUGUAGGAGAUUCAUAUAGGCUAUGUGCAUUCAUUGUUGUUCCUUGAUACAAGGUUUUGUUUAAUACAGUGUUUGAAAUGCCUUAUUUGCAAUUACUGUACCUGUCUGUAGUUAUAGUAGCUGAGUUAUACUCAUUGUCUCUCAUCUGUGUUCUUUAGUUUGUCAUGUAAUUUUUAAAGGCCUCCAGUGGCUGUAGCACUUACUACAUUCUCUUGUAUCCCAUUCCAGUGUUUUACCGUCAAAAAUGGACAUUAUAAAUGAGAAACUUACCUAACUAAGACCAUACUGGUAAAAGCAUUCUAAAUGUAAAAUGGAAAACUACCCAAUGUGGAAAAUAGGAAAGAAAGAUGGACAGUUAGCAAUAUCUGUGAAAGAAACUUCAUGCUAUAAAAACUUCUAAGUUUGUAUAUGCUAUCAAAUCUAGUGGUAGACACAGAAAACAGAAAGUCCUAAUAGUCAGUGGAUGUAGCCUGUCUAACAACACGGCAGAUAGAAAAGAAUAUAAACAGAUGAAUGAAGAUUGCAAGGUAUGCUAAAGGAACUAUUAAGCAAGCGUGAUAAGGAAAAAAUCAUUGUGAUCAAAAGUUUUAAUGAUAAAGAAGUAGACUGGAUAGCCCGUAAGUGGCGUAUGGUAGGUAUAAACCAAUUUUAAAAGAAAUUUUCCCCUGAAACUAUGAACAAAUUGCCAGUCACGACUAUGUAGUAUUUGCACAGUAAAGCAACUGGAGUGGAGUAGAAACAGAUCAUUACUAUUAGCACAGUAUAGAAGCAACUGGAGUGGAGUAGAAACAGAUCAUUACUAGAGUCUAGGAGCCAUCAUCAGUAAGACUCGCCAGAAAAUCACAUAAAUAAAAUUAUAAGAAAGAUGGCAUAUGCAUUGUUGGCAAACAAAUGGUCUUCAUGUUGAUGGAUAGAAAAUUGCUAAAAGAACUGUUCACACUGUAUAUUAGACUAAAAUUGGAAUGGAAUAUGCAC
Messenger RNA from Cherax quadricarinatus, 1877 nucleotides. RefSeq names its product vacuolar protein sorting 28 (gene Vps28). The record is from RefSeq and is a predicted model, not a curated record. Gene Ontology annotation, biological process: protein transport to vacuole involved in ubiquitin-dependent protein catabolic process via the multivesicular body sorting pathway. NCBI's taxonomy places the organism in Eukaryota, Metazoa, Arthropoda, Malacostraca, Decapoda, Parastacidae. Gene Ontology annotation, cellular component: ESCRT I complex. Gene Ontology annotation, molecular function: protein-containing complex binding.